GGCCAGUACAGGCGCAGACUUCGUAAAAAUGGCGUCUGAUGCAGGUUGCCCAGAGACCAGCAGCAGAGCUCUUAUUGACCAAAACAACAUCAGUGUUUUGUAAGUCAUCUCUCCGAGGCAUGAAGUCUGCCGUUGCGUCGAGAGUUGCGUCGGACAAGGAAGCGCACACCAACCGCCUUCAUCAUUUUCACCAUCAUGGGAAUCUACGGCCGCACUGCUGCACAGCUCUCUAACCAACAUGAAUGUCUUUACGCGUUCCAGGGGACAUGAUCGCCGUUCGCUCGUUUGUCGCCCGUUUACGAUCGAAGAAGAAGUGACCUUCUCUGAAACGGAGGAUGUCAGCUCUGAAAAAGACCAGAAGUUUACAUCUUGGUCCCCACCUCGGAAGGUAAAUGAAGGCAGACGUCUCCCCCCUGCCAGGAACAUGAAGGGCUUAUCGGGCAGUCGUUCCCAGCAUCAUAUCCCUUUACCUCAUGGUUUGGACUACGAUCCCCACAUCCACGACUUCCAUGGCCACUAUGGCUCUGAGUCCCGCCACCCGUCAUACCUGCUCAGUCCCACAGAGAGCUGCCCCGUGGAYUUCCACCACCGGUACUCGCCCCGAAGCUCCAUCCACUCUGACUGCAUGAUGAUGUCCCCUGUCAUGAUGCCUCCACCUGCCGCAUCAGACCACAUCUCCAGCAGCACCUUCCCCAGAAUGCACUACAGCUCUCAGUAUUACGACUCAGCCACCCGGGAAGACUGCGCUGCCAUCACGGCCUCCGCCACCUCGCCGGCUGUCACUGCUGCGGCAGCCGCUGCUGCUGCCUCCUCCCACCACGCCGGCACUAAAAGCAAUCGCCUUCCAGCUAACCUGCUAGACCAGUUUGAGAAACAACUGCCACUUCACCGCGACGGCUUCCACACGCUACAGUACCAGCGCACGUCCACAACCACCGAGCAACGCAGCGAGAGUCCCGGCCGCAUCAGACACCUCGUUCAUUCAGUUCAGAAACUCUUCACCAAGUCCCACUCUUUGGAGGGGUCAUCCAAGAUGAAUGGCACAAAAGGUGAUGUAGGAGGUGGAGCAGGGUCGUAUUACCAUCAUGGCCACCACUCCACCAAACACAGCAGCAAGAGGAGCAAAAGUAAAGAACGUAAGCACCGCUCUGGAGGUUGGUGGAGCUCUGAUGACAACUUGGAUAGUGACAGCACCUACCGCACACCGAGUGUAAUGUCGAGACACCACGGGGAACACGUCAGCCACUGCUACCCAGAAUCCAUGCACAGCCACCACUUUGGAGAAAUGUCGCUCAAGGGCUCCAAGAGUAACAACGAUGUCAAGUGCUCAGCCUGUGAAAGCAUGGCCAUGGCACCUGAGGGAAAAUUCAUGAAGAGGAGCUCCUGGUCGACACUCACGGUCAGYCAAGCCAAGGAGGCCUAUAGGAAGUCAUCGCUUAAUUUGGACAAACCCAUGAUGCACACCGACCUCAAAACGUCUUCACGAGCAUGUCACUACCUUCAGGUACCCCAAGAUGAGUGGAGCGGUUACCCCGGUGACAAAGACGAGGAGAUUCCAUGUCGCCGCAUGCGGAGCAGUAGCUACGUCAAAGCUAUGGGAGAGCUGGAGGAUGAAAGCGGAGACUCCGACACGAGUCCUAAGACUUCUCCACAAGCAGCCAUUCGUCCUGAUGCUCUUGUCCUUAAAUCAGCCAUGCAGAGACCCCAUUUAGACUCCCAAAGCCAGGGUUACCACCUGCAAACCAGAGAUUUGCGGCCCCACCCAAGUGUCACGCUGGAUCCUGCCACUUCCUUUCAUCCCCCUCCUUUUCGCUCUCGCAACCAGAGCUACAUGCGUGCCGUUAGCACCCUSAGUCAAGCUAGCUGCGUCAGCCAGGUGAGUGAGACUGAGAUCAAUGGCCAGUUUGAGUCAGUUUGCGAGUCCGUUUUUAGUGAAGUAGAAUCACAGGCCAUGGAGGCCUUGGACCUGCCUGGUUCGUUCCGCACUCGAAGCCACAGUUACCUCCGUGCAAUUCAGGCUGGUUAUUCCCAAGAUGACGACUGCUUGCCUUCAAUGACAUCCUCCACUGUCACUUCAACUCUCAGAUCCACAACAGAGGGAUAUGAUCUUGUGGAUGCCACAUCCUUACUAAAUGAUGACAUGAUAGAGGAUGAUGACGGUGCUAGCUCCUCUGCCUAUGCAGAGCUGGAGCGACUAGAGAGAGAGACUGCCGCUGUUCGAAGCCAGCAUAGCACUAGCUCAACUGUAACAGCCAUCUCCGUCCCCCCAGCAACGCCACCUUCAUAUAGGGUCCCUGCUGCUUCACCCAUUGCCACCACUGAGCCACCAGUACCCCAAGCGCUCCAGGCUUUCAAGGAGUCCGCCAACAUGGUCGCUGCCUUCAACUUGCAAUGGAAGGAUGAAAUCUCUGCAAUGCGCUACGAGCUAGCAGAGCUGCGUAGAGAUGUCUGUGGAGAGUUAAAAACUUUCAACAGCAACUUCUUCAACUUCACUCAGUGCUACAAUAUGUGGACUUUAUGCCGGGAGCCCUGCAGUGACAACACCACACAGACAGACGACAGAGUGUCCAUAGGAAUUCAAGCAGGCUCAAGCUGGUCAGUUAGACAUCAUACACAGGACAAGUCAGUGAUGUGUCAACCGGAGCCAGCACCUUUCAGCAUUAUGGACUUUAUGGACCCACCUCGAAUUGAAAUCAUCGAAGGAACUCCUGAGAGCACACCGGAGGGGUCCGGCAGUCCUGCCAGUCCACUACCAAUAGAGGACUUCCCAUGGGAGAUUAACAAGAAGCAAAAGGCUCAUAAGCAGUCAGACACAAGUGGCCACACAGGGGGUCACAGAAGUGCCAGUCUAGAACUGUGGAGCAGAAAGUACACCAGUGGGCCCAUGUCAUAUCUGUCUAUGUCAUUCUAAUCAUCUGCAUUUUCUGCAUACUGUAAAAGGAUUAAAAAAGAUCCAGGUUAAGAGCCAGAUAUGUAAAGAAAAGCUGUUGUUAUAUGUCCCUUUACUCUAUGCAGACACAGUCUGUCAUCUCUUGAACUGCUUACAAUAAGUUUCCAAGUAUUUUUUUUAACAAGUGUCUUGCUAAGCCAUGGAAUAAAAGAGGGUGAUUUUGUUUUACACCAGAGUCAGGUAAGAUAUGAAUGCGAGAGAGAAUGUGGCUGAUAUUUCAGAUCCUCAAGUGCCAAAAAGUGCAUCAUUAGCUAUCCUUCACUGUCCUUACAUACCUUAAUUACUGAGAGAGAGAAUUACUGUUCGCAUAAUUGAAAAUGUAAGGAAUAUUUAGACUGAAUCCCAUUUUAAGGCCUUAAAUGUGUCUCUAAAUCUUUGAUUAAAUUAACAUAAAUUCAGUUAGUCGAAAGUGCUUUAAAAAUGUAUUUAAAAGAAGAAAAUGAUUUUAAAAAAGAAUACUUUCUAGGCCUGCUUAUCAGGCCCAGAAAGCUAAACUACUUCACCCUUAACAUCUAUCAUGCAGUACAAUUGGAAAACCCUUACCACUGGUAACAAAUGUAGGGGCACRACUUAGCUGAAGUAAAAAGAGAAAUGGGAUUCUUUCUAAUUUAUAAAUCAAUAAAAAGGUGUUUUUGGACCACAGAAACCUUUUCUUGGUUUUAGUACCUUUCAGGAGAAAUUUCUCCUUGUUUUAUAGAAGUCCCUAUCAAGAUUUUAUUAUCUACAACAAUAGUAAGGAAAGUAAGUUAAAAUACUAAAAUAUGUGACAGAAAAUCAUAAAAAUUGGCCCAAAACAUUGCAUGGYCAAUCAAAMAUUUCAAAUAAAAAAUACAGAAACUUAAAUGCAACCUCUCAGUUUACCUGUCCAUCAUCAAGCCUUUACUUAUAUAAUCUUGUGUAAUGGAUCAUGUCCAAAGGAACAAGAUGCUGGAUACAAGCUGCUGAUGUGAGAUUCUUCCGAUUGGGCUCACCUUCCGAUUGCAAUUCAUUCAGUCAUUCAGAGGAAUUUUCUUAAUUUCCCUUCUACUUGUAUGACCCAAUCUCGGACAGACGGAUCAUUCAAGCCAGAGUUUUACACUUCCCAAAAUCCUGGUUAGAAUUACACCUGCUCAAAUUACAAUCUCAUGUAAGUGAGAGAAAAUCAGUGACCUUCACAUACAAAGGAAGGACAUGCAAAUACUACACAAACCGGGCCCAGCCAACAGUCAAAGCUGCAAACGUUAACCUCAUUGCAAUCCUGGUUCUGCACAGUCAUUCCUCCCUCUCCUUCAAUCCUGCACAAAAUGCAUAGGAGACCCACUAUGUGUUGAAAACAUAUACUGAUGAGGAUUUUARCCUAUUUACAGCUUUCUGGUAUGUCAUCAACUUAAAAACAGCAUUACAAUCUGGAGCUUAGAGUCUAAAAAUAACACCAUGAGCAUAUUCAGCUUCCAAACUGUCAGUGAGCCUUCAGAACUGGUUGGUCCAAAAACACCUACUACACAGGGAGGCAAAUAGUGGCAUGUUUCUGCACAUUAAUCUGAAUAGAUCAUGUUCAUUCCAGUUUCUCAUUAUGUAGAAACAUCUUAAGCACCUGCAUAUACUGAAAAAAUACUGUGAAUACGUUUAUAACUUUAUAAAACAUAGUUUUGUAAUGAAUGCAUAAAUAAUACAUUAUUUAAGAAUAUAUUGAUAUACUACUGACAUUCUAGUUAUUUCAAUCAAAGCAUUCCUUUGCCAUUGCCUUCAUCCAUUUGUAGCAAGUUGCAGCGGAAAUGGGCAUUCCAGAAAAAAAUGUACAACGGGUUGGUUAAACAAACUACAAACAUUAUUUAAAUAGAAGAUACCAUGAUCUAAUGACMGGAAAAUAACACCCAAUCAGGUUUGUAAACAUUUCCACAACACUGUGUURAAUGCUUYGUCUCAAGGCUCUGCAAAACUUCAUCCUCAAACAGAAUUGUUUACAAUGAUUCAAUUUGAGUGACCACGAGACCCAACUCCGUCAGGAAGGUGAAACAGGAGAGCGAUUCAUGCUGAUCACGAAGGAUGAAAAUAUUAAGUUUAGUCCAUUCCAGCACAAAUUAAAUUCAUGCCACAUCUCUAUAAAUGUACAAUAUACAUGUAUCAUUUUGUAUAUAGACAAACUUAUAUUCAAAACUUGUACUGUUUGCAGUUACAAAAAAUACUGUGUUCUGAUAGAACUGCGAGGAAUUGUUGAGGUAAAUGUGGUUCUUAACAAAGUUUUUACUUCUUACUCUUCCCCAGCUAUUUGUUUUAUUGUCAAUUGUUUUUUUGUUGUUGUUUUUUUUUGGCACAUAUGAUGAAAUGUGUAAUUUCUCCUAUUUUGUAUGUGGUAUUCACUGGAGGCCCUCACAUGUUUGAUGCAGUGUCUUAUAUUUUAAAAGACACUAUGACACAAACACAGACGUUCAUCAGUCCUUUAAAAUGUUGCUUUUAAUUUGAGUUACUUUGACCAUAAUCAGCAAUUGUAGAAUUUUUCCCAUAAUCCAGACUCGGGCAGUUUGUAACUUCUGAAUUGUAAUAAUUAAACAUUAUCCCUACAAGUAGACAAUCAGAGCCGACAAAGGCUUCUACCUCUUAGAAAUGUCCCCAGAGGUGCAGUGUAGUACCGCUGAAUGUUCCAACACCGCCUCACUAGUGACGGCUAAGGUGGACUCCCAUCUUAAUGGUUAGGGGGUCUCCAUCAUUAUUUUGUCUCAUGACUGCCACAGCCAUUUCACCUCCUAUAUCACUUUACCGACGUGGUGUACCAAAGCUCACACAGACAUGAACAGAUCUGAGGCCAACAAGCCAACAGUGGACAGCAMUUAAAUCUGAAAUAGAUCUGCAGCAUUGAAAAGGCUUAUAAAGAAAGGCAUUGUCGCCUGGUUCAUAAAAAGAAAAUUGCUCCCUUUCUACAMUACCAAAAGACAAAAUAUAAUAUUUUGAAUUACAUUAAUAAUGAGUUGAAUUUGAGGCCAUACAAGAAAAUGCAGAAACGACCCUAGGGUUCUUGCAGUUGCUUCGUCUUAAAAAGCAAGGAAAUUUAUUUCUUGAACAUGUGAAAUUCUCUCAAUUUCUAAAAUUGCUACGAACAUGAAGUGUUCAUCCCAAGUAUUGCACACAUAGAAAUUAAAUUAUGUAUUGUAAAUUGGAAUUAUACAGAUAUUAAUAUUGCUCACAUAAUUAAAACGCACUGAAUGUGUAGUAGAAAAUUCUUUGUAGCUAAUGGCAGCUUUGCGAGGUCUUGUGUAUAAAUAAAUUAGGUGCUUUCAUUGUGUAGCUGUAAUUGUGGUCCAUUCCUUCAAAUGUAUUCAAAGCUCUCUAGGUCUUUUGUAGUUACUCUGAUCUUCAUUUUUUAUCAAGACCAUAUCACAUUCUUGGAAUCUAAAAAAAAUUGAAAGUUUCCUUAGUGUGUCUUGCUUUAAAAUCAGGAAUAUAACACCCUAUGCACAUACCAUAAAAAAUAUGGUAUGUGCAAAGACAUCCAAAAGGUAAAUUUUUUUAUGUUAUCUAACCGGUCUGUACUCUCCCAGUAUUUAAUUGGCCACUCAAAUGUUCUGCAUCAAAUAUUAUAGUUUCUACAUGUUUUUUUCUUCAGCAGGGGAGUCUUGUGCAGUGAACAUGCACAGAGGCCAAUGUGGCUAGGCUUUUUUCACAAUGGUCUGAAUCAAAGUGUCAGAGUCACUUUGAUUUUUUUCAUCAAAGUGACUCUGACAUAAAUAUUGGAAGAAACUCCUUAUUGUGACUGGUGUUUGGUACGACAUGGGUCACUGGGAUGCUCAGAUCUGUAGAAAUAUAAAUGCAAACAAUUCCAUCAGUAUAUUUGGCAAGAAGGUGCAAAAGUGAUUGCUUUAAYAUAAAAUGCUUUUGAGAGAUUGGUAUUAAAAAWYUUUUUAUAGGCCAUCAAUUAGGUCUUUAUAUACACACYGAUAUUAUAUGCACUAUAARUACUGACAGAUUACAUACAUUUUUAUGGUUUUGAACAUCUUUUAGCAUCAAAUUUCCUUCAGGUAUGAAAUGCUUAUUCCCCCGAGUCAUUCCACAUAAUUAAUAGACCUAUUCACUUUGAUAUCUUUGUAUGUGUGAAUUGCUAUUUUUAAUUGCCACUGGCAUMUUUUAUGAAGAUCACCUCAAUAACCCCAUGAGACCAAUUUUAACUGGGAAAAACAUUGACGUGUUCAAUACGUAUUUUCCUUGCUUUCAGUAAAAUUGAUUAAAAUUCAAUAUGUAUUUUUUUACAAUGGAGAUUUUCCCAAUGACAUGUUUUACAUAUUAUUGAUUUAACAACACUUUACCAUGAAGCUUGGAAGAGUUGGGUGCGAUGGAGAUUAUUGUCAAACAUAGCCACUUGCAAUACAGAGAAGAAAUUUCUAAAUAUUUUCACUUAUUACUCCACUUAAAACAUCAUUACUGAGGCCAAAUGCUGGAUUUUUGCAAAUAAAUCAAAGGAGAAGGCUCUUGACUGUGACAAACAUCCUUUAGUAAUCCAAUGAAUAUUAAAAAAACAUYCACUAUUUUGAUUUUUUCUUUUUUUGAGAUGUUUAUGCUAGAUUUUUUUGAUUUAAUUCUCUUCCUAUUGUUUUAAUCGUGUUAACAAAUUUAAAGGUGCUGUAGACUGGCAAGUCRUGAUGUCUUCAAUUUACAUUUAUUCAUGCUAUGCAAGUCCUUUAUUUCUAUAUGUAUACYAUCAAAGUAUAUGCCGGUUGUAAUAUUAAUAAACAACACAAAGCGUUACUGGCUGAAAUGGAAUGGAACCUGGAAAAGUACUGAUUAUGUUAUUAACAAAAUUAUACGUAUGCUUUGAUUUAGCUGUUCAUUUUUAAGUUUACUGACAACAUACGUGCUUUUCUCAGAUAGUUAACAUUAUAGCUUACACAUAAUGCUAAAAAUCUAAGAGGUUGUUGGUGAGAUUACUGCCAUGUAGUAGCAUCUGCAUGAUUUGUGCCAUUAUGUAGAAAAUAAUCAUCUCUACAUCACUCAGAAUGUACACACUUUAGCAUAUUAUCCCCACCAAAAAGACCUGCUAGUAUAUAAUUGUUAAUAUAUAAUUUUUCUCAAUUUACAAAAAAGCUAACUAGUAAUCAAAAGAUUCUAGGUAACUUGCCCAGGUAGAUUAUUCCAGUCUGUCAUUAUUAUUUUAUCMCAUAGYCCAAAGAUGUUAUCCUUUCCUUGAACAAAGUGGAAAUGUAGCAAAAUAAACAGAUCUAAAUAUUAUUUUAAAAUGAUAUAUAACUAUAGCUAUAUACACAGAAUUAAAUAUUUAACAAAUCUGAAGAAGAAAAAAAACAGGAUAGUCACCAUUAUUUUUAAACAUGCAACUUUAUUUUAUGUAAUGAAAUAUCUACAGUAAGUGUUUGUGAGAGUUUCUGAAUUGCUUAAAAUGGCUAAUAUGUUACCACACCGUCUCAUCUCGCUACGUUUURUUUCCUUUUACUUGUAAACCAGAGAUUAAAUGCAACAACUGUGCCAAAUCUGUGAAGUCCAGGAAGGACAAAGGUUUCUGGAUGGAAUCUGACCUUGUAAAACUGCUUGAAUAUAAACCUUCUUUCCCAUUUUGUGUUUUUCUCCCUUAUUUAAUGCAAGUGUCUUGGAUAAAGUAUUAUUUUCAAUUCAUAYUGCAGUUUACAGGAAAACUUCUGAUUUUCUUUUUGUAAAACAUUUGUUUAGCCUGCAUUUUUGUUAGCCUUUGUCUAUUUUGUUAAACUAAAGAAAAGAAAUUUUUUUCUUUAACGGCCAUUGCCUACUGUGGUGUUUCUUGUCUUUUUUUUUUUUACUUUAUGUGUUUCCAAAAAAUGAUUGAAGACAAUGGAUUAAAAUGUUAUCAUGCUUAA
Messenger RNA from Poecilia reticulata (guppy), 8763 nucleotides. It is a transcript of the gene dlgap2b, whose product is annotated as discs, large (Drosophila) homolog-associated protein 2b. Gene Ontology annotation, molecular function: molecular adaptor activity. The record is from RefSeq and is a predicted model, not a curated record. Gene Ontology annotation, biological process: signaling. Lineage: Eukaryota; Metazoa; Chordata; Actinopteri; Cyprinodontiformes; Poeciliidae. Gene Ontology annotation, cellular component: postsynaptic specialization; glutamatergic synapse.